This is a messenger RNA of Anopheles aquasalis, 1414 nucleotides long. Its product is annotated as procathepsin L. Gene Ontology annotation, molecular function: cysteine-type peptidase activity. Lineage: Eukaryota; Metazoa; Arthropoda; Insecta; Diptera; Culicidae. The record is from RefSeq and is a predicted model, not a curated record. Gene Ontology annotation, biological process: proteolysis.
GCGGUUGCGUUGAAGAGCGAUCUACCGGUGCGUGAUACAGGAAAGCAGGAAGCAAACAUGAGCCGCUUGCCGAAACUCUGCCUCGUACUGUUACUCUUCGCGACCAUCGCCUGGCCACCGAUUGGUGUAACCGCGCAACGGAAACGACGUCCAAUGGUUAGGCCAAUGGUUAGCAGCACGCCGCCGACCACCCUAGUGACAGUGAAUCGCCAAGGUGCAGCAGGGAAAACGGCACCCCCACCAGUUGAGCCCGCUUUACCACCGACUGCGAAGCGAUGUUCCGAUGCUAGUUGCGGUGCCACGAUGGUUUCACUAUCGCAGGAACUGGAAACCGUCGGUUCCGAGUGGAGCUUCGUGGGAGCAUCGCGCGGGCAACCGGAUCCAUCGCCGAAAGUGGGCUCGCCGCCGGUGGCGAAGGUCAACAACGCUACAUCGCCCGACGGUUCCGGUGACUCCCGGUUCCAAUCCUACAUGCAAUCGCACCACAAGCGCUACUACGCCAAGUAUCGGGCCGACCGGAGACGAUCCGCCUUCCUGAGCAACCUGCAGGAGAUCAACGAGCACAACCAGCAGUUUAAGGCCGGCAAGAGCCGCUUCCGUCUAGCACCGAAUGCGUUCGCCGAUAUGCCCAACAGUGAGUACCGGAAGCGGCUGGUGCGACUGAAGACGGACACACACCGUAAGGUACGGUCGACGAUCGUGGACGAGAUGGUGGCCAUGGCCGGUGAGCUACCGGAGGAGCUGGAUUGGCGCGAGAAGGGCUUCAAGACGGAACCGGCCAAUCAAAAGUCCUGCGGUUCGUGCUACGCAUUCAGCGUCGGUUACGCCAUCGCGGCGCAGCUGAUGAAAAACGUUGGGCGCGUCGAGCUGGUGAGCGAACAGCAGAUGGUGGACUGUUCCACUACGGAGGGCAAUCAGGGCUGCGGAGGUGGUUCACUGCGGAACACGCUCAAGUAUCUGGAAGAGGCUGGCGGUGUGAUGCGCCAGGUCGACUAUCCGUACACCAAUUCGGUAGGUAACUGGGGGAGUGGGAGUGGGAAUAUUACUUCUUAAGACACGUCGAUGGCUAUGAGUCAUGAUGGUACGAUGGAAGGAACCAGCCAGCAACCGAGAAAAAAGGUAAGAAAUCCGCCAACCUAAACCCAUUUUUGCAUCCAUUUGUUCGUCCUCCUCGCUCCACUCUGCGGUCAGUCUGAAAAAAGGGAAGCAUUUCGUAUUUGUUUGAGCAGCAGCAAAACACGAUCAUCGUUCAUUAGUUUCCAACCGAGUGCCGGUGAGUGUGGCUAAUUAAUGCGAAAGGAAUUCGAGCGAACGAGCGAGGGAGUAGGUCACGCGCGAGAACACCGAGAGUAUCCUGUAAGAGACGCUUCGGGGUAUUAUGAUCGUCGUGGAUGGCUCGUGAGGUCCAUGAAUC